Messenger RNA from Delphinapterus leucas (beluga whale), 5119 nucleotides. It is a transcript of the gene OXER1, whose product is annotated as oxoeicosanoid receptor 1. The record is from RefSeq and is a predicted model, not a curated record. Lineage: Eukaryota; Metazoa; Chordata; Mammalia; Artiodactyla; Monodontidae. Gene Ontology annotation, molecular function: G protein-coupled receptor activity. Gene Ontology annotation, biological process: G protein-coupled receptor signaling pathway. Gene Ontology annotation, cellular component: plasma membrane.
GAGGGGCGUAAAGCUGUUCAGGAGCUUGGCAGCAGGGGGGAGGGCUGUCUGGCCUCCUCCCCCUUCUCCCCCCUGCUAUGUACAGGCCCCCGUGGGGUCCAGGAGUGCUGGGAGCCCCGGACGCAGCAGUGGGUAGAGACGAAUCAUGCAACCUGCAGAGGGAGAUCCGGGCUCGGUUUCAUGGGGCUUCAAUGAGAAGUUGGUGAGGGGUCGCACGUGGGGGGAACUGAAGCUGGAUCUGGAUGAAACAGGUCCCUGGGUAGAGUCAGCGCUUCCUCCAGAAAACCUGGGUCUGAACCCUGCCUCCCCCGCCCCAGCCUGCCGGCUCAUUGCUUCAAUCCCCUCCACUGACAACGGCAAAGGAGACCCUGACUUUGCUGAAAGGACUUCCAGCCCUGAGGGAUGUCGGGACCUUCACCCACCUACUGCUGUAGAGGAUUUCCUCUCCUACAAGCAAUGAAGAAACACCACCAGCCUCCCCCUAAGCUUCCACCGGUUCAGGGCAGUGAGGGCAGAGGCUGGGCGUGUGCUCGGGCUGCAGUGAUGUGUUUCUCUGUACAGGAGCUGAGGACAGAACACACGAAUGUCCCAGGGAGGCCCCCUGGGCAGGGUGCACGUGGCCACGAGAAGGGCCCCCUAGUGCCAAGGGUGGGCCUAAUCCAAGACAGAAAAUCACGAAAAUUAGAUCUCCCGUUUUUCUGAACACCGACUCUGUGCCAGGGAAUUUGCUAGACGUUUUCACAUACAUGACCUCAUUUAAUCCUUACAGCUCUCCAAGAAGGUGGUAGCACCCCAUUUUACAGAUGAGGCUCAGAGAGAUUUGGAAAGCAGGCAGCUCUGUUUCCAGCCCAGGCUUGUCUGUAUUCAAAGCUCAGUCUGGUGGUCCCACCACCCUGCACCCCGUGGUUAUGGCCUAUCUGCCCUCAGCCUUGGCCAGUGGGAGCCCAGGGCAGCAGAAAGGCCUGGAGGAUCUGUGGGAGAGGGGCCAACGGCCACUGCGUCUGAAACCCAGAGACUCAGAGUUGGCAGCACGCAGCGCCCUGCUGACCACAGCCGUUUGGCAUGGAGGCAAGGGGGUGGGGCGUGUCAGAUCCUGGAGCCUGGAACCACAGCCUCUCUUGGUGCUGUCCCAGGUUACCAGGAGCCCCGGGCCCUCAUCUCUGCCCGCAGGCCUGGUGCCAUGGGCUCAUGAGAAUACCACGCAGAGGGGAGCAGGACUCGUACCUUAUCUGAAGCCAGCCACAGCUUCCCACUCCCCUCUCCGCAGGGAGUACUGGGUGAUGGCCGGCUAAGUGGGGUGGACAGUGUCAGGGAACCUCGAGGACUCUCAAGAUUGUUCUGUUUGUGGGAGAGGCCCCCAUGUCCCCAGGCCAUGGCAGCAGAAACUUGGCAGGGGAGCCCUCUGCCUGUGGGAUGUACUUCAUCACGGAUGUGGACUUGGGACCAUCACAGACUUUGGAAGCUUCAGGAAUCUGGGAAUAACGACAGCAGGCUGGCGGACGUACAGCAGGCUGUUCUCACCAGGCUGUGAGCACGACGGUCAGGGUGUUGACUGGACUCCCGCCUCCCUCUCCCAGGACGAUGUCUUGUUGGCUCCACAGUCCCUGCUGCCAGAGCUGGUGUGGGCAGGGAGGCAGCCACCCAGUCUGCGUCUGUGAUGGGGUGGGAGGGGUCCAGGGUGGUCUGCAUGAACCGGAGGGCUCUGAGUUGCCAGGACAAGCUCCUGCCUUCAGGCAGGCCAAUGUCUGACCACUCAGGGCUGUGAACACUCUCCCCAACCUCACCCCAGCUGGGCCUUCCUCCCACUUCAGGGUUUCUCUGGGCCUCCACUCACCCUGAUGAGCCCUGCAGCCUCCUCCGCCAGGGGCAAUGCAGAUUCCAACGGAGGCGGAACUUAGAGACCUCACGCGCAGGCCACCCGGUACCCGGGGAGGUAUCCAGGGGAGGCGGGGAGGGAGGGAGGGCAGGCUGCAGGGUUCCCCUUUGCCUGCAAAUAGGAACACAGUGUUUCUCAGUGGCUGCGAGGAUGCUGAGGAAAACCCCAGGAUACUGAGUCAUCGCGGUGGCCGGCUGAUAGCAAGCACUAAUCCUUGAACACUCUCGUGCGGGGGUAGGAUGACCGUAGAAACAUCUCUCAGACCCACAGCGCAAGCAGCCCAUGGAAUUUCAUAACCUGAGCUCUCCCUCUCCCCUUCCUUCCCUCUCUCCCUCCUCACUCCCUCCCUCCUCCUCGCCCUCUGCCUUCACCACUGCCUUGGGGUCACCUGGAGAGGCCCCGGCUCCUGCCUUCCUGGCGCCAGUCCUGAGCGUGGAAUUUGUCCUGGGCCUGGUGGGGAACAGCCUGGCCUUCUUCCUCUGCUGCUUCCACACGCGGCCCUGGACAUCCAACACUGUGUUCCUGGUCAGCCUGGUGGUGGCCGACUUUCUCCUGAUCAUCAACUGGCCUCUUCGCGUGGACUACUACUUCCUCCACGAGACCUGGCGCUUCGGGGCCACUGCCUGCAAAGUCAACCUCUUCAUGAUCGCCACCAACCGCUCAGCGAGCACGGUCUCCCUCGCGGCCGUCUCACUCGACCGCUACCUGAAGGUGGUGCGGCCUCAGCACGUGCUGAGCAGGGCCUCCGUGUGGGCAGCUGCCCGGGGGGCCGGGUGACUCUGGGGAAUCCUGCUCCUCAACGGGCACCUGAUCCCGACCACCGAUUCCAGCCACUCCUGCCUCAGUUACCAGCUGGGCACGAGCCCCUCGGCCUCACUCCCCCGGCACCAGGCCCUGUUCGCGCUGGAAUUCUUCCUGCCGCUGGCGCUCAUCCUCUUUGCCAUCAUGAACAUCAUGCUCACCAGCCAGCGCCGAGGCCCAGACGUGCAGGCGGGCCCGCGGAGGGCCGUGCGCAUGCUGGCCGCGGUUGUGGCCAUCUACGCGGUCUGCUUCUUGCGCAGUGUCAUCUUCGGCAAAGCUUCCAUCGUGGCCUUCCGCCUGCACGCCUGCUGCACCCUGGACAUCUGCUCGCAGCUCUUCCAUGGCUCCCUGGCCUUCACCUACCUCAACAGUGCCCUGGACCCCAUGCUCUACUGCUUUUCCAACCCCAACUUCCUCUGCCAGGGCCGGGCCCUGCUGGGCCUCACCCAGGGCUGGCAGGCCUCCGCCAGCGACGAGAGCACCUACCAGCCCUCUGCCUGGCGCCGGGUGCCCUCUGGGAAGGUGGUGGCCGCAGAGAGGCUGUAGGCAGAGGUGUCGCAGGAGAUCUCGGAGGAGGGCUGACCAGGAAGGCCCUCCCAGGACGGGGGCCCUGCUGCGGUACCACAGGAGGGAAGACUGCCAGCCUCUGGGCUGGAGGGACAGGGUCACUCCCUGGACUGUUGCCAGCACAGGGUCCCUCAACCAACCGGACAAGGGACAUCUGCAGGAGCCAGGUGGGUGGCAGGGGGAGAAAAGGGUCUUGGCUUGGAGUCGUGUGUCCCAGAUGAUGUCCCCAAAGCACAGAGCAUGAUGGCAGGUGGAGACAGGCAGGGGCUCCGGGACUCCAGCUCAGGCAGAGGGCCACACAGCUGCCCUGGCCCGGGCUAGAGCUGGAGGACUGUGAGAGCAGAAGUCUUGCUUUAGAAAUUAGACAGCUGCAUUUUCUGUCAUCUCCAGUUUGUCUUUUUCAAUACUAACAAACUUCCUUUUGAAAAUGCAAGGCUGCCUCAGCUGUUCUAAGGAAAACCAGUAAGUUACCUUUGGGUCCAUCUGGCUCUGGCAUCAGGAGGGUUCAAAGCGAGUUCCCCAAGAUGAAGGGACACUCUGGGGACAGAAGCAAGAACAGAAGCUUCCACAUUGAUCCUGGAGCCCUGGUGUGCCCUUGAAGUCAGAACGCUUCCCUGGGAGAGGUCCUCAGGCUCACGGGAUGGGCUGCCCACCUGGAUCCCUGGGAGGCCCCUGACUUACUCUCCUGCGGGACCACGUGAGGAUCUUCAGCCUGGGAAGUUACCACCUCCAUCCAGUUCAGGCUCCUGGCUCGGCUUGGACCCCCUCCCCUGGCUUUCCUCAGCCCCAAGUACCCUUCUCUGGCCCUGGAACCUGUGGUGGCUGCUACCCAACCAGGACAGGAUGCUGGAUGGGGUCAGGGGUCUCCAGGUCACCAGAGCAAGCUCACCGCCCUCCCCCAGGCCCAAAGCCAUCUUGCCCAUCUCUCCCCCUUCUGUUCUGUUCAAUACGCCUGUGUCAGUGUCUGAGACCACCUGGGCUAAUACAUCUGUUGACCUGGGGUCCCCAGGCACAAGGCGUGCACUGGGCAUGAAUCAGGGGUUUCUUUGGCAGGGAGAGUGGUUGGCCCUGUUGUGCACAGCCGAAGUCAUUGGGGGUGUGUGGCCUUCAAGGCUUCCGAAGGGCAACACAGAAGCCACUAAAGCCCCAAAUAUGCACCUCCUGAACGCCACGUGUCCCCAGCCCUAGCCACCUCAGGAGAAUGAACAUCUGCCCCCAGUAGACAUACGUCCUCCCUGCUGCGGGGUACAGAAGGGCCUGGGACUGGUUCCCUACUCAUCACCCCAGCCACAGGCCUCUAGGCCUCAGAUACAGGGUCUGACGAUGGGGGCCAAAGCCCCUCCCCCCAACUGUUUUAAUCCUCUUAGUCCAACCCUCUGACAUUGUGGACAGGGAUGCCCUCCCUCUGUUAAAAGUCCUCAGGAGUGGUGGCCAAGGCCCAGGAGGGUCACCCACAUCCCGGGAGGGAAGCAGGUGGAUGCCGUGUGGAUGCUGAGGUGGGAGACAGAACGUGUCAGGCAGAGGGAGGUGGCCUGGGGGACAGGAUGGAUGGGUAUUAAAACCUGGUGUGUCUCCAGCCAUCUUCCCUUUUCUGAAAACUCACCAACCGCUGUCAGAAACCCACAGAAGUACUGAGAACCCAAACCAAGUGAUGGAAAUGGGUGUGCCGCCCAGGCUCCUCCAAGGGGGCUCCCCGGGUGUCUCUGCCCCACAUGGCCCCCUGCUCCAGCCCUCCACUCUGCUGCCGCCUUUUUCUUGCUGGUAGAGCCACUCCUAGGACCUCCCCGCCUCGCCACCCCCUGCUGCCACAGAGGGGAACGGGCCAAGCCUGCGCCAGCCCGACCUGAGAUUUGUCACUUCUAAGUCAGACAUUCU